UCUCAAACAGUUUUUCAUCAGCUCGCCAUGUCCAUUCUAAGAAAAACCGUAAAAACGGAUAGAAAACUCAUCGAGUUCUUUUCCAAGCCGCACACCCUUUCGCUCCUAGUUCUCCUCAUAUCCGUGCUGAUAUACCAUGCAUUCAACAUGCCCAGCAAUCCCUACAAGUCUGCGCUGUUCUCAUCGUUCCUGGUGUUCAACGUGAUCGGCAUGCUGCAGUUUACCGACAGCAUAUUCAAGCGGCCCAUCGCCAUUCUGUGGCGCUGUGUAAAGGCAAGCAGCAUAUACUACCUGGUGAUUCUCGUCCUUAUGUUCUACUUUGAGAAGGAGGACAUGCGCAGAGCGCUGAGCUACUUCUACACCGAGCUGAACGUUCCGCUGCCACAGCGCUCGUACGCUACGCAUUGCGAGAUCAACAUGCGCAACGUGAUCAACCAGAUAGACGUGUUUGUGCCGCUGCACAUUUUUGGAUGGUUCUUCAAGACCCUUCUGCUCCGCGAUCGCACGAUAUGCUGGAUACUGAGCGUGCUCUUCGAGUUUGCGGAGUACUCACUUCAGCACCAGCUCGACAACUUUGCAGAGUGCUGGUGGGACCAUUGGAUCCUUGACGUGCUCACCUGCAAUUUUCUGGGCAUUGAGAUGGGCAUGCUGUUCAUCAAGCGGAUGCGUGUAAAGCGCUACGAGUUUAUAAAACUGUGCAACUCGUUGAAACGGUACGUCGCAAUUAUAACGCUCAUUGCUUUUAUCCUGGCGGCAGAGCUGAACGUGUUCUAUCUCAAGUUUUUGCUGUACAUCCCGACGGAGCACAACAUCAAUCUGUACAGGCUGCUCAUUUUUGUGCCUGGCGGUGCACUGGCCGUGAGAGAGGCAUUCGAGUACUACGCGACCAGUGAGAAGAUUGUGCGUGGGCAGCUGUGGCUGUCAAUGGCAAUCGUGUGUGUGGAGACAAUGGUGGUGGUUAAGUAUUCGAGGGGAGUGUUUGUCAGGCCCUUUCCCAGAGUUGUCGUGAUGGGAUGGUGCGCGGGGAUCUUCGUUAUCGUUCUGGGCGGUCUUUUCUUCUUUUUAAAGAAUAAUAAAAUUCGUGGUUGAGAG
Molecule: messenger RNA, 1092 nt
Organism: Vavraia culicis subsp. floridensis
Lineage: Eukaryota; Fungi; Microsporidia; Pleistophoridae
Exons: 1
Coding region: 28-1089 (353 amino acids)
Biological process (GO): phosphatidylserine biosynthetic process
Molecular function (GO): L-serine-phosphatidylethanolamine phosphatidyltransferase activity
Source: RefSeq, a predicted model, not a curated record